Diorhabda sublineata is the source of this 3992-nucleotide messenger RNA. It is a transcript of the gene alphaCOP, whose product is annotated as coatomer subunit alpha. NCBI's taxonomy places the organism in Eukaryota, Metazoa, Arthropoda, Insecta, Coleoptera, Chrysomelidae. Gene Ontology annotation, biological process: endoplasmic reticulum to Golgi vesicle-mediated transport; intracellular protein transport; intra-Golgi vesicle-mediated transport. Gene Ontology annotation, molecular function: protein binding; structural molecule activity. Bases 194 to 3862 code for a protein of 1222 amino acids. Gene Ontology annotation, cellular component: COPI vesicle coat. The record is from RefSeq and is a predicted model, not a curated record. The transcript is spliced from 13 exons.
AUGCCACUCACAAAUUUUGACGUGUCAGAUUUUAGAUUUGACUGGUCUCCACGUCAAUACUUUAUAAAAUUAAUUAUUACCUAAAAUAAUUAAUUUUUACGCUACAUUAAGACAAAACAUGUGUUAAUAUUAUAAAUUCAUAUAAGUGCUCUAAAUAUUUUGCUGAAAAAAACGUAAAGUUUAUCAAAACAAAAUGUUAACUAAAUUCGAAACCAAAUCGGCUCGAGUUAAAGGACUCUCUUUUCAUCCUAAAAGACCCUGGAUUUUAGCUACACUUCAUAAUGGUUGUAUUCAGCUUUGGGAUUAUCGUAUGUGUACUCUGUUGGAAAAAUUUGAAGAACAUGAUGGUCCUGUAAGAGGCAUUUGCUUUCAUAAUCAACAGCCGCUUUUUGUAUCUGGUGGAGAUGACUAUAAAAUCAAAGUAUGGAAUUACAAACAAAAGAGGUGCUUAUUUACACUUCUGGGUCAUUUGGAUUAUAUUCGUACUACUAUGUUUCAUCAUGAAUAUCCCUGGAUAUUAUCUGCAUCAGAUGACCAGACAAUCCGAAUCUGGAAUUGGCAAAGUAGAACUUGCAUUUGUGUAUUAACUGGACAUAAUCAUUAUGUUAUGUGUGCUGCAUUUCAUCCAACUGAAGAUUUGGUUGUCUCAGCUUCUUUAGAUUCUACUGUUAGAAUUUGGGAUAUUUCAGGUUUAAGAAAGAAAAAUGUAGCUCCUGGACCAGCAGGACUUGAAGAACACCUGAAAAAUCCCGGUGCUACAGAUUUAUUUGGCCAGGCAGAUGCUGUAGUGAAGCACGUUUUAGAGGGCCAUGAUAGAGGUGUUAAUUGGGCUAGUUUUCAUCCAACUUUGCCUCUUAUAGUUUCUGGUGCUGACGAUAGACAGGUUAAACUAUGGAGGAUGAAUGAUUCAAAAGCUUGGGAAGUUGAUACAUGCAGAGGCCAUUACCACAACGUCUCUUGUGUCAUCUUUCAUCCACGUCAAGAGUUGAUACUUUCAAAUAGUGAAGACAAAAGUAUGAGAGUAUGGGAUAUGGUUAAAAGAACAUGUUUGCAUACAUUUAGAAGGGAACAUGAAAGAUUUUGGAUCAUGACAUCUCAUCCUAAUUUGAACCUUUUUGCUGCUGGUCACGAUAAUGGAAUGGUUAUAUUUAAACUUGAACGCGAACGUCCAGCAUAUACAGUUCAUGGAAAUCUAUUAUACUAUGUUAAAAAGAAUUUCUUAAGGAAAUUAGAUUUUACAACAUCUAAAGAUGUACCUGUUAUACAACUUCGUGGCGGAGGAAAAAUUCCUGUGUACAAAAUGUCCUUCAAUCCAGCAGAAAAUUCAGUUCUUCUCUCUACUCGUACAUCAAACUUGGAUAAUAGUACCUAUGAUUUGUAUACAAUACCAAAAGAACAAGAACGUGAAGAUCAUGUACCAGAAGCAGAAAGUAAGAGAUCAUCUGGAUUAACUGCAUUGUGGGUAGCCAGAAAUAGAUUCGCAGUUUUGGAUAGAAGCCACCAAUUAAUUAUUAAAAAUUUAAAAAAUGAAGUAACUAAAAAAGUGCAGACUCCAACAUGUGAUGAAGUAUUUGAUGCCGGCACUGGUAUGCUUUUACUUAGAGACGCUGAACACGUAACAUUAUUUGAUGUUCAGCUAAAGAGAACUUUAGCACAAGUUAAAAUCAAUAAAUGCAGAUAUGUAGUUUGGUCAUCUGAUAUGUCACAUUUAGCUUUGCUAUCAAAACAUAAUGUUACCAUCUGUAACAGAAAACUGGAUGUGUUGUGUUCUUUACAUGAAAAUACCAGAGUGAAAUCGGGGGCAUGGGAUGAUACAGGAGUAUUUAUUUACACUACCAGCAAUCACCUGAAAUAUACACUUAAAAAUGGAGAUCAAGGUAUCAUAAGAACACUCGAUCUUCCAGUAUAUAUCACCAGAGUACGAGGAAAUCAAAUAUUUUGUUUAGAUCGCGAAUGUAAACCCAGGAUUCUUACAGUUGAUUCAAUGGAAUAUAAAUUCAAACUCGCUUUAAUCAACCAUAAGUACGAAGAAGUUUUAUAUAUGGUUAGAAACUCACGAUUAGUGGGACAGUCCAUGAUUUCUUACUUGCAACAGAAAGGAUAUCCUGAAGUAGCACUACAUUUUGUGAAAGAUGAUAAAACUCGUUUUACACUCGCCCUCGAUUGUGGUAAUAUUGAAAUAGCUCUAGAAGCCGCCAAAGCUUUGAAUGAUAAAGUAUGCUGGGACCAACUUGCACAAGCUGCUCUGUGGCAAGGAAAUCAUCAGGUGGUUGAAAUGUGCUACCAAAGAACAAAGAGUUUCGAGAAAUUGUCAUUUUUAUAUUUAAUCACUGGAAAUUUAGAAAAACUGAGAAAAAUGAUGAAAAUUGCUGAAAUUAGGAAAGCUAGGUCUUCGCAAUUUCAUGCAGCACUUUUACUAGGUGACUUGGAGGAACGAGUAAAGAUUUUGAAAAGUUCCAACCAAUUGUCAUUAGCAUAUCUGACAGCUGCUACUCACGGCAUGAAAGCCGAAGCAGAGGAACUGAGAGAACAAAUAGGCGAAGAUAAAAAAUUUCCAGAUAUAAAUCCCAAUGCAAAAUUCUUGAAACCACCUCCUCCAAUUCAGCAAGCUGAAUCUAACUGGCCACUGUUGACGGUUACCAGAAGCUUUUUCGAGAAUACUGCAGCUGUUGCUACAGCUUCUGCCAACAUGAAAUCACUAAUGGCCGAACCAAUAUCUGAUGCGGGUUUAGAAGAUGCACAAGGAUGGGGAGAUGAUGACGAAUUAGAAUUAGAUCCCGACGAAAAAAAAGCUGAAGCAGCUGCUUCUGGAGGCGAAGGAGACGGAGGUUGGGACGUGGAAGAUGAAGGUUUAGAAAUACCCGAUUUGGGUCCUUCAGUACCCAUCGAAACAGAAGGCGCUUACAUACAUUUACCAACACAAGGUCCGUCACCUACUCUAACGUGGACAAAAAAUUCACAAUUAGUAGCAGAUCAUGUUGCAGCUGGUUCGUUUGAAUCAGCUGCUAGAUUACUUAACGAUCAACUGGGCGUUGUUGAUUUCAAGCCAUAUGAAUACCUAUUUACAAGUUUGUACAGUAGUUCUAGGACCGUGUAUUCGUGGCAACAAAAUAUACCGCCAGCUUUCAGUUAUCCAUUACGGAAUUGGAAAGACUCCAAUAUGAAAAAUCAACUACCAGCAUCAGGAGUAAAAUUAAACGAUUUGGUAGCAAAAUUGCAGGUUUGCUACCAAUUAACUACAGGAGGAAAGUUCACUGAAGCCAUAGAAAAAUUACAAACACUACUUCUUUCUGUUACUUUACUUGUAGUAGAUAAUAAACAAGAAAUAUCAGAAGCUCAGCAAUUAUUGAGGAUAUGUAGUGAAUAUAUUUGUGGAUUACAAAUGGAAACUUUAAGAAAAACUUUACCAAAAUCUACUCCCGAAGAACAAAGACGACAAUGUGAAAUGGCUGCUUACUUCACACAUUGUAAAUUACAGCCAAUACAUCAAAUAUUAACAUUACGAACGGCUCUAAACAUGUUCUUUAAACUUAAAAACUAUAAAACGGCAGCCUCAUUUGCAAAAAGACUUUUAGAACUCGGUCCCAGACCAGAAGUGGCACAACAAGCUAGGAAGAUUCUACAAGCUUGCGAUUCUAAUCUUACAGACGAGUUUCAGUUACUCUACGAUGAACAUAAUCCAUUUAACUUAUGUGGACAUUCUUAUACCCCAAUUUACAGAGGAAAAGCUGAAGAAAAAUGUCCUCUAUGUGGAACUUCUUAUUUGCCUAAAUAUAAGGGAACAUUGUGUAAUGUUUGUAAAGUUGCCGAGGUUGGCAAGGAUUGUAUUGGUUUGAGGAUAAGUGUACAUCAGUUUAGAUAAAGUAUGGCUAAUAUUUUUAAUAUUAUGUAUUUAAGUAUUAAUAUGUUUAUUAUAUAUCAAAUGUAGGGAUUUAAUUUUUUUUCUAUAAAUUGUACAUUAUUGAAAAAGCGAAUAAAAAUAAUUUUUUGAA